This is a messenger RNA of Nerophis lumbriciformis (worm pipefish), 828 nucleotides long. The record is from RefSeq and is a predicted model, not a curated record. NCBI's taxonomy places the organism in Eukaryota, Metazoa, Chordata, Actinopteri, Syngnathiformes, Syngnathidae.
CAACAAAUGAGCUCCUAUUUUGUGAACUCAUUCUGCGGUCGCUAUCCCAAUGGCGCGGACUUCCAGUUACAUAAUUAUGGGGAACACAGUUCGGCGGACGAGCAAUACCGAGACUCCAACGCCAUGCACUCCGGCAGGUACGGUUAUGGCUACAACGGGAUGGACCUGAGCGUCGGCCGGCCCGCCGCCACAGGACACUUUGUACAGCAACAGCAGCAGGGCGGCGAGCGGACGGCCGCCUUCUCCCCGACCCACUCAGCGGCCGACCCCGGCAGGUACACGCCGUCCGCCGGCGCCAACUCGGCCAACUCAGCCGCGGCGGAACAACCAGUCCCGUGCGGCUCCACUUCCUCCCCCGGCGAGUCUCGUAGCCAGCACCGAGCCGCCAAAAACUCCCUGCCCAGUCCGUGCUCCGGCUCCAGCUCCAGCGGGGGCACACUGCUGCACAACCGAGACUGUGCGCCCAAGGGCACCCCCCUGGACGAGGAAAAGCCCACGGGGAGUGCACCCGGAACGCCACAGAACGACCCGGCCCAGCCUCAGAUAUAUCCGUGGAUGAGGAAACUACACAUAAGUCACGAUUUGUCCGGUCCGGAGGGCAAGCGUGCCCGGACCGCCUACACCCGCUACCAGACGCUGGAGCUGGAGAAGGAGUUCCACUUCAACCGCUACCUGACCCGGCGGCGGAGGAUCGAGAUCGCGCACGCCUUGUGCCUCUCUGAGAGACAGAUCAAAAUUUGGUUCCAGAACCGCCGGAUGAAGUGGAAGAAGGACAACAAGCUGAAGAGCAUGAGCAUGGCUGCGGGCGCGGGGGGCUACAGGCCUUGA